Molecule: messenger RNA, 1197 nt
Organism: Cryptosporidium ubiquitum
Lineage: Eukaryota; Apicomplexa; Conoidasida; Eucoccidiorida; Cryptosporidiidae
Exons: 2
Coding region: 1-1197 (398 amino acids)
Biological process (GO): ribosomal large subunit assembly; rRNA processing
Cellular component (GO): nucleolus
Molecular function (GO): 5S rRNA binding
Source: RefSeq, a predicted model, not a curated record
AUGGUGCAAACCAAAAAGAAAUUCAAGAAAAUUGCGUUGGGAGAUGACAUUGAUGUUUGCGAAAGAGAACUAAUUGGAAAGAAUAUUGACGAUACUUUAAGUUCUGGCAAAUUAUUUACUUUCGAUAAUGAAAUACCUUUAGAUUUAUGUAACAACUUGAAUCAUCAGGGAAAGAACUUCAAUCAUACUAUUCAAAAAGUUAAUAAUAAAGAGCCUUUGAACAAGAAAAAUGCUAAAAGCAGUUUGCAGAAGCGUUCCUUUAGAAAAAUUUGUAGCGUUAAUAAAGAUGAACUCGAUAUUUGGGGAGACUCGAUUCCUGAUUUGGAUAUUAUAAAAAGUAGUAUGAAUUAUCCAAGUAAACUUUUAAAGAGUAAAGGACCUUCUAUUCAAUUACCUCAUUCUGGGCAAUCAAUAAAUCCACUCGAAUCUGAUAGGCAAGAUGUCUUAUUCAAAUCAUUUUCUGUUUUAAAUGCAAGCACUCUUAGUAAAAAUAGCAAUAACCUUUCUACUUCUUUAGUUAAUUCAUUUAUUUCAAAUUACUAUGAACCUAGUGAGGUUUUAAAUCUUACCGAAACACAGAAAUAUUACUUGGUAAAUUCUCUACUGAAAGGUAAAAUUCUAAAGCUUGGUUCUAUUGAUAAUUUAGAAUUAAUUAAAGAUACUCAAGAUGAAGAUAAUAUUUCGUAUACUCAAAGAAGAAAUAACGGUAUUAGGAAAAAAAGGUCAGAAAUUAACAAGGAAAUUCGAAGAAAAAAAGAAUUAGUUCUUAAAGAAGAAAAAACAAUAAUUAAGAAAUUAAAUAAAGAUAUUCAAAAUAUAGAUAUAAUAAUUCAAGACAUCGAUAGAUUUGAUUGCCAUUUGGAAAGCAGAAAGAUUUAUUUAUCAAUUCUUAGGGAACAGAUAGAUUCUGCGAAAAGGCUGGGAAUAUUAUCAAAAAUUAAAAUAGGCAGGAAUACCUAUAAGGAAAUUCCAAUUAGAACAUUAUCCAAAGUGGAUAUCCAAUCAAGUAAUGGGUCAUUAAGAAAGUUACACAUAGAAAAUAAGUCACUUUCUAAAGAUAUUGUUUCCAAUAUUUAUAGAAGAGGUCUAACCGAGAUUCCGCCUGUUAACGAUGCUCAAUAUGGCAGAAGACUACAAAAACUUCUUAGGAGAAAUAGAAGGUCAAAAAAAAUUACUAAAAAAGUUCGGUUUUUUUAA